This is a messenger RNA of Nestor notabilis (Kea), 432 nucleotides long. RefSeq names its product ADP-ribosylation factor-like protein 8A. Gene Ontology annotation, biological process: protein transport; anterograde axonal transport. Gene Ontology annotation, cellular component: lysosomal membrane. Lineage: Eukaryota; Metazoa; Chordata; Aves; Psittaciformes; Psittacidae. Gene Ontology annotation, molecular function: GTPase activity; GTP binding. The record is from RefSeq and is a predicted model, not a curated record. The transcript is spliced from 6 exons. Bases 16 to 432 code for a protein of 138 amino acids.
CAGUUCAAUGAAGACAUGAUCCCGACAGUGGGCUUUAACAUGAGGAAGAUCACCAAGGGGAACGUUACCAUAAAGGCAUGGGACAUCGGUGGCCAGCCGCGGUUCCGCAGCAUGUGGGAGAGGUACUGCCGUGGAGUGAGUGCCAUCGUGUACAUGGUGGAUGCUGCUGACCAGGAGAAGAUAGAGGCCUCCAAGAAUGAACUGCACAACCUGCUCGACAAGCCACAGCUCCAGGGCAUCCCGGUCCUAGUCCUGGGGAACAAGCGAGACCUGCCUGGUGCCUUGGAUGAGAAAGAGCUCAUUGAGAAGAUGAACCUCUCUGCCAUCCAGGACCGAGAGAUCUGUUGCUACUCCAUCUCCUGCAAAGAAAAGGACAACAUCGACAUCACCCUACAGUGGCUUAUCCAGCACUCGAAGUCUAGGAGAAGCUGA